Messenger RNA from Symbiodinium necroappetens, 1224 nucleotides. NCBI's taxonomy places the organism in Eukaryota, Dinophyceae, Suessiales, Symbiodiniaceae. The record is from the annotation of a GenBank genome assembly.
AUGGUGCAGAGGCACCAGUUUGCGAGGUAUGAAGUGCAUGGUGGCGAGCUGAAGUUGCAGAGGUUCCAGAAGCACGCAGACUCCCCAGCUCAUCAGAUAGCAGCGCGUGCUUUCUCGAAGGGCGUGGGCAAGGAGGGUGCAGAGUGCACGGAGCCAUCAUUGUUAGAUGAUGAUGGCGGUGCGCCCAGUUUCCUAGAAUGGAAGCAGGUGCUUCACGAACCCAAAUUGCAUGCAGUGAACUCAGUGGCCGCUACGGGGAAGUGUCGAAUGAUGCGCUGGUGCAUAACCACUGCACAUCGCCGUGCCUUGAAACAGAAGAUGCGGGAUGCCUUGUGCAUAUCCAUUCAGCAGGAUAUGCGAGGAAAUAGGUUCUUGCUGCGGCUUCGCUGCGUCACAGACAGUUUAGAGAUUUUGACUGGGACUAUAGGAUUGAAGAAGCAUGCUGGAAGCGUGCAAGCUCCGGGGUCAGAUGGCUUGCGAGAGGCGACAAUGUCGUGCAUCAAAGCUUUUUGUUGCAAAGAGGUGCCGCCCAACUAUGGUGGUUUGCGGGUUAAGAAUCCAGACCGGGAGCCAGAGCUGGACCUGCAGUUCUGUCACAUGCUUUGCGGCCGCAUCGAAGCAUUUGCCGCCGACAGCGCUGCCGAUGAGCAGUUGGCAGCACGAGAGCUGCAGGGCGGGCUUUUGGCAGGUCCUGCCGUCCCCCGACUUCAGGAAGAGUUGACCCAAUUCCUCAGCAGCUUGAAGUCGUUCCUCAAGAGCUGCGUUGUGGAAUUUAUGGAGAAGCAGCACAGCAUCGCGAAGAUCAUAACCUUCAAACCCGCCAUAAAGCAAUUGUAUGAAGAUUUCAGAGCCAAGCUUCCAGACGCUCCUUGUGGCAAGGACCUCCGAUAUGCUCCCCAGCGAUACGCUUCGGAAAGCGUGACAUUAUUGCGCAUAUGCAUUAGUUUCGAGGCCGUCCUUGCAACCCUGUCGUGCGUUCCAGACGUGCGCAGUGCCAGCUCAGACGAGGGCGCUGCGUGCUUGCACACCCUUCAGUGGCUGGAUACGGAAAAGUGCCUUCAGCUUGGGAUGCUCGGGGGUAGGCUUUGGAAGUCCAGCGCUUGGUGGAGAUUGCGGACCAGAACGAAGAGGAUAUCAUCGAGUUCCCGUUUCACUUGGAGCACUUCCGGCAGGUCUUGGGCAAGCUCUUUGUUGAAGGCAUGUGCUUGCAAAUUCCUUGUUUGA